Molecule: messenger RNA, 1947 nt
Organism: Cajanus cajan (pigeon pea)
Lineage: Eukaryota; Viridiplantae; Streptophyta; Magnoliopsida; Fabales; Fabaceae
Source: RefSeq, a predicted model, not a curated record
AUGAGCCAACCAAUCUCUGCUGGAACUGAAAUUAAUCCCAAUUCUGGUCCCACUCCUAGAACAGAAAUGUUUAAGGCCACUGGUGACAAUAUUGAUGUCUUUUGGAAGUGGAACAACUUAAAAGACAAAAAUAAUAGGAAGAGUGUCACGUGUGAUUUUUGUCUGAAAACAUCUACUGGUGGAAUUACUAGAGCAAAAAGACAUCAACUUGGAAUAAAAGGCGAUGUAGGUGCUUGUAGAAAAAUUCCUGAGGAUCUAAAAUUGGAAAUGAAGGCUGCCUAUGAGAGUAAAAAAAUUGCCUCAGAAGUAUAUAUGGAGUGCGUAGAUGAAAAUGAAGAGGAGGAUGACAUCCAAGCCAUUGCUAGAAUUAAGAGACCUUCAUCUACAUCAAGUGAAGCCACUUCUGUUUCCAAGAAGAGGGGUAUAAAUGUCAAAGGUCCCCUUGAUUUGCACUUUACUAGAAAGGCAGAAGAAAGUAUCAAAUUGAAUAAGGGGUUGUGGCAAACAAGUUUAAAUGAUGCUUGUAACAAGGAAGCAAGAGCAAGGGUAAUUCAAUACAUUGCUCGCUUUUUUUAUCGGAAUGGAAUUGCAUUUAAUGUUGCUAGAUCAAAGAGCUUCAAAUUGAUGGUUGAAGCUAUUGGCACCUAUGGUCCCCAUUUAAAGCCACCAAGCUACCAUGAAUUAAGAGUGCCACUCCUUAAAAAAGAGUUGGAAUACACCAAGGGCUUAUUGAAGGGCCAUGAAGAAGAGAGAGUAAAAUAUGGGUGCUCAAUUAUGUCUGAUGGUUGGACAGAUAGGAAAAGUAGAACUUUGAUUAACUUUUUGGUUAAUAGUUCAAUGGGAACAAUGUUUGUGAAGAGUGUGGAUGCUUCUGAAUAUACCAAGACCGGUGAGAAGGUAUUUGAACUUUUAAAUAGUUUUGUUGAGGAAAUUGGAGAGAAAAAUGUUGUUCAAGUAGUAACAAAUAAUGGAAGCAAUUAUGUUAUGGCGGGCAAAAUUUUACAAACUGUGAGACCACAUUUAUUUUGGACUCCAUGUGCUGCUCAUUGUCUUGAUUUGAUGCUAGAAGAUAUUGGAAAGAUCCCUAAAGUCAAAAGGGUAAUACAAAGAGGCAUCAAGCUCGUGGGUUACAUUUAUAAUCAUACCUUGACCCUAAACACCAUGAGGAAGUAUACAAAUAAGGUUGAAUUGGUGAGGCAUGGAGUUACAAGAUUUGCUACCACCUUCCUUACUUUGCAACGAUUGCAUAAGUUAAAGGCAAAUCUUAGAAGGAUGUUUACUUCCGACGAAUGGUUGCAAUCAAAAGGAGCCAAAGAACCUAAGGGGAAGAAAGCAACGGAGAUUGUUCUUAUGCCUACAUUUUGGAGUGAUGUUGUUUAUGCUUUAAAGGCUAUGGGGCCUAUUGUACGUGUGUUGAGGUUGGUAGAUAAUGAAAAAAAACCGGCAAUGGGUUACAUUUAUGAAGCAAUGGAGAGGGCUAAGGAGGCAAUUCAAAAUUCUUUUAAUCAUAAUGAAGAAAAAUAUAAGGAUAUAUUUGCAAUUGUUGAUAGAAGAUGGGAUUGUCAACUCCAUCAUCCGUUGCAUGCAGCAGGAUAUUAUCUAAAUCCUGAGUUUUAUUACAAAAAUUCAACAAGAAUGGAUGCUGAUGAUGAAGUGGUGGAUGGCCUUUUCAAAUGUAUUGAUAGGCUUUGUGAAAAUAAUGACAUUGUAGACAAUGUUCACAAUCAAUUGGCAAUAUAUAAAAGGGCAGGAGGAAGAUUUGGCAUUCCUGCAACAGUUAGAGCAAGGGUUAAAAUGGCUCCUGCUGAGUGGUGGAAGAUGUAUGGAGGACAUACACCACAUUUGCAAAUUGUUGCCAUUAAGAUUCACUCAAAGAAGAGAAGUAAGCUUGAGCACCAAAAGCUUCAAGACUUGAUUUUUAUUAAAUAUAAUCAAGCUCUUCAAUAA